Oncorhynchus kisutch (coho salmon) is the source of this 4174-nucleotide messenger RNA. Its product is annotated as probable E3 ubiquitin-protein ligase DTX3. Lineage: Eukaryota; Metazoa; Chordata; Actinopteri; Salmoniformes; Salmonidae. The transcript has 5 exons. The coding region runs from base 1896 to 3038 and encodes 380 amino acids. Gene Ontology annotation, biological process: protein ubiquitination; Notch signaling pathway. The record is from RefSeq and is a predicted model, not a curated record.
UUCCCACAUUAUUGAAUUACUGCAAAGAAACCACUACUAAAGGACACUAACAGUCCCUCCAGGAUUUCAUGACAUUGUUUUGUGAUUUCUGUGCCCCAAAAUACUGAGAAACAGCUAUUUUUCUGAAGGGAAAAAGGGGUGGAAGCUAGCUUAGAGUUCCAACAUAAAACUUGAAUUUGACAUGAACUUGAGAUUUAAUAUGUCUUAUGGGGGAUUGCCCCGAUAAUCUGGAGGUACUAAAAAAAUCAUAAACUAGGAUAAAAGAAACACCUAGGGUCCAAUCUGAAAUUAAGACAUAUCUCAAGUUCAUCUUCCGUGAAAAUAAUUAGAGACAAAGUGGUAUUUUGGGCUGUUUCUUUUUCUGAACAUAACGAGAGGUGAGGGAUGACCAAGGGCCAAGCUCAUCUAGGCCUAUAUCUCAAUGUAAUCAUUCAUUUCAUCCUCCCUAUCCUCCUCCAUAUCAAUUGCUCCACUGCGGAGUCAUUAGUUGUGGUACAUGAAGACCCAAAGCUCGUAGGUUGUUGUUAAGAGGUUGAUUGCCUACGGCUGGACAACUCAAGCUUGUAGAUACUGUUGCUUCGCUCAGCAUCAGCUGAGUUUGAGACUGCAUCCUUGUAGCAUUUGGCCAGGGUGCUCAGCACAGGAAGUCUCUCUUGAAGUGCAUCCCAGAAGAUAUCCAAAUCCACCACGCAACUCACUGUGGCUCUCAGUGCUGCUGGUCCUUCAUUGGUCAAGUAGGCACCCAGUUCAUCUCUCAGUACCUUACUGAAGCCUGGAAUAGCCUUGUAGCUGGGCACUGUCAUCCAUAAACACAAUGUGGCGUGGAUCAAACACCCUAACUUCUUGGGGGAACUCCAUGGCAGGCUGACCAUCUGACAUGUACUUCGUCGUUUUGUCCUCUGCAUUGCUGUAUGCCUCAACAGCAAAGGGCAAGUCAUCAACUGCAUCAAAGUAGUGUGAACAAGCCUCAUAACUGUAGUUAUUUGUUGGCCACAAUGUACAUCUGCAAGUCCUCUAAAUAGUGAAAGAUCUUUGUUUUCAAGGGAUGUCUGCUCUGAAAGAUGUUGAAGCUGCAGGAUUACUUUAUACUUGUCGAUCAUGAUGUUCAGUUGAAUCUGCAGCGACUGAACCAGCUCUUGGUUUUGUAGCAUCUCAUGGCGUUUCUCUACAGACUGUUGGGGCACCUCGGCCACACACCUGUGAAUGACAAGGAAUAAAAAAGAGGAACAUAAGAAAUAUUACUCCAUGUGAAAUGACAUCGCGGCUUACAAAAAAUGUAGGUCACCUUUUUCUGCAUAAUUACAAUGAUAUAAAUGACAAUGAGUUAAGCAAAUGUAGAAGGUAUGUAGAUUUAAAUCAUACCUGUAUUUCCAUCUCUAUGAGCCCACUGUAGAGGCCAAACUGCACUGCUGAGAACAUAUGUGAACUUAGCAUGAAUGCGUUCAGCUGAUCAAAAGCUUUGCAGAAAGCACUCCCUAUCAGAUUAAUGUUGUGAGCCAAGCGUGUUAUGUGCAGAGAGUAGGGGAACAAUGACUGCAGUGCAGCUUUGUAGGGUUUCUUCAUGCACGCAGCAUUGUCUGUGUCAAAGACCAUGACGUCCUCAUUGGAGAUAUUGUAGUCUUGUAGACAUUUCCCCACCGCCAUGGAAACUGUUGAAUGGUUGCACUGCUCCAGAAACACUGUCUCUGCGAGGUAGGCAACAAUUAUCCCGAGGUAUCCUUUUCAAGUGGUGCGAUGACGAUGUUCAACAUCUGGAGUUUCAUCAAUGAUGACUGUCACUGGCUUCCCUGCUAAAUGUUGCUUGAGUUCUUCCUUCACCUUCAGGUAGACCUCUCCCAAGUACUGUUCCUGUAGGUGGUGGUAUCCAGGGAUGGCUACCAGUUUCAUCGGAUGAGAUGAGUGUGCGCGGGGGGCAGGGUAGUGACGAGGUGCUGGUGUCCCAGGCGGUGUGGGACUACCUGGCUGCCGCCGGCCAGCCCUGGCUCAUAGACUUUCAGGACAAGCAGGGCUUGAGUGCCGGCAUCAUCCGCCGAGGUGAGCGGGGAGGCUGCUGCGCAGUGCGGCUACGCCCCAUAGAGGGAUCCCGUUCUGGGGGAGGACCCGGGAUGAUGGAGGAAGGACCCAUCUCCAACGAGACCCGCAAGGCCUUCAUAGACUUAUGCCGCUGCGCCCGCAAAGAGAUGAGCAAACAGGAUGGGGGUCCUAAACGGAAGAGGUCCCUGCUGCCCUGCGUUGGGGUGGGGGUCCUGGAGGGGGAUGGAGAGGGGAGCCUGCUACCACCUCAGCCUCCCCAGCCCAGACGCUCUCAGAGGCAGCAACAGAGAUAUAAGAAGCCUGCGGAGGAAGAGGCCUGUGUGGUCCUCUCCAACUCCACGUCCCACAACGAAUCCGGACAGAGGAAGAAGGACAACAUGGAGGUCAGCUGCAGUAUGAUGGCCUCCUCUCAUAACCAAUCCCACAGUGAGGCAGACGACUACACCUCAUGUUCCAUCUGCAUGGGCGACAUGGUGGAGAGGACCACACUGGAGAGGUGCGGCCACGCAUUCUGCCGGUUGUGUCUAGACCAGGCCUUCAAGGUGAAGAGAGCGUGUCCUGUGUGUCGUCAGGUGUACGGCCAGCUCAUAGGGAACCAGCCGGCUACCGGGUGUAUGAUGGUGGAGAGGGACCCAGAUCUGGAGUUGCCAGGACACGAGGGUUAUGGGUGUAUCUGCAUCAUCUACAGCUUCCCACCUGGUUUACAGGCGCCGGAGCACCCUAACCCGGGGGUGAGGUACCCUGGGACGGACCGCGUGGCUUACCUCCCAGACAGCCCAGAGGGGAACCGGGUCCUGGGCCUGCUCCGCCGGGCCUUCGAACAGCGCCUCAUCUUCACCAUAGGGACCUCCAUGACCACAGGAAUGCAUAAUGUCAUCACCUGGAACGACAUCCACCACAAGACCUCCAUAUGGGGCGGACCACACUGCUUUGGAUACCCAGACCCCACUUACCUGGUGAGAGUGACCGAGGAACUCCGAGAGAAAGGCAUCGCUGCAGACUGACCGUACAGAUUCUAGAAUGAUUAUUCUAGGAACAUUUUAGGAACCUCUGGCUGCCCUGCUACUGCUGCUGGUGGUUGCUAGGCUGCAGUCUCCUGGACCUAGACCCAGCAGAGCAGUGGAUGAAUACGAGAUGUGACUGGGCCCCACAGCAGCCACAGGAGUACGGCCCAGUGGAGGCCCACAUAUCCCUACAAGACCACUUGAUGGGGUGACUCCUACCUUCCACUUCAGUCGAAUUUUCACUAAUCAUGCAUUGAUGUCAAUUGGAGACCAUUUGACUUAAGUGGAAGUGAACAUUUAUCUAAAGUGGAAUUUAGGAUUCACCCUUAUGUUCCUAGCCUCGUUAUCUAUCUUCCUGAGUUCGGCUCAACCCAGCAGCACUUUGUGUUGAAGAAAACAUACAAAUGAGUGCAGUGCAAUCUCUGUGUGAGCUGUUUUUGGCUCCACUCAUCCAAGUAUUUAUCAUAUAGGGAUUCAUAAUGUGAAGGUACAUACUACUUAAAUAUUAUUUUGAAACCUAAGUUCAAAGAAGAGUCCUAUUUUGUCAUAUUUAUGUUUAUUUCCACGCACAUUCUUUAUUUACCACAUUAUUUGUGCUCUGUCCAGUACGCUCUUAGAAUAAUAUUUUCUGUAAUUAUGUUAAUAAUAACCUGUUAUUUACACUGUAUUAAGACAGUACUAGAGAUGGUUGGUGGCAGGCAGAAUAGUACUGUCUGUUUCAAUAGAAAGCUCCUAAAGAAAUAAUUACAUUUCUCUGAAAGGAGUUGCACUUGAAGGCACUUUGUCAAGGAGGGAGGGAGUCCGUCAGUAGUUCAGUCACUGUUGGAGGGGGAGUUGUUCUCUGCAUAGAAUAAGAAUUAUCCUUUUGAAUUAGAAUGAUCAUUCUAAUUCUGUGGUUCUCUGCUUCCAGGGAACUGGUAGAUGGAAGAAUGCUCUGAGCAAAGCCAGGCAGGCGUUAGUCGUUAGCAGCCGUGAAGCUAAUAGCCUGAUAGCUAUAAGUUGAUGUCAAUUUUCUUGGAGCCCUUCAUUUCCCUUUUGAUCUUCCUCUCCUUUGAUUUCUUCUCCUUUUUACUUAAAUAGGAAGAAUGUUUUCUAUUUGAUGUCUCUCUCUGCUGCACCGUUCUGUUCUAGCGGAU